Molecule: messenger RNA, 2180 nt
Organism: Ricinus communis (castor bean)
Lineage: Eukaryota; Viridiplantae; Streptophyta; Magnoliopsida; Malpighiales; Euphorbiaceae
Product: protein EDS1B
Exons: 3
Coding region: 265-2064 (599 amino acids)
Biological process (GO): defense response; lipid metabolic process
Source: RefSeq, a predicted model, not a curated record
UGCUUGACCUCUUAACAAAGUCAAGAAUUCACUAUUAUUAUACAGAUACAAAAGAGAAUCUUUCUGAACUUACCAAGAAACUUCAAUCUCAGAUGGCAAAAGACCUCAUCUUUGAACCCUUUUGGCAUAACCAAUCACUGGUUUGCUACAGAAAUUCACCGACUACCCAUCUCAUUCACCUCCAUCCAUAAAACCAGAGGAAGAAGCAGCAGAGUUGCAACCAUCUGAAUCUGCGGAUUCUACCAAAAAAAAAAUAGAAAAAAGAUGGGUAGUGUUAGUCUUGGGGAGAGUGUAGGGAUUAAAGAAGAGGUUAUCAAGAAAGCUUGCUCAAUGGCUAUGAAAGCUCACAACAAGACUAGUGGGAAGCAAUUAUAUGUUUCUGAAAAGAUUAGACCUUCAUCUGAAAUUGUUUUUAGCUUCCCUGGGUCUUGGUUUGUAACUGAUUGGUUUAGUAAAGGUCCCUUUGGAGAAGUGGAAGUGGAUCUUCAGCUACUACCUUCUCUCAAACAUGUUGGUCUUAAUGGUACUGCCACUGUCAAUGAAGCUUUUUUGCUAAGAUUCAAGGCACUCGUGGCUAAUCCACAAUUCAGAAAAGAGGUAGGAACAGCUGUGAUGGAUGGGAAACAAGUUGUCUUUACCGGGCACUCUUUAGGGGGGCCUAUUGCUAUACUUGCUGCUAUCUGGUUUUUGGACGAGUACAUAAGACCAGACACCAGCAGAAGGCCGCCUCUUUGUGUUACUUUUGGAUCUCCCCUUGUUGGAGAUCGCAUUAUGAGCCAUGCAGUUAGGCGUGAGAGCUGGUCUAGAUACUUCAUAAAUUUUGUUAUGAAAUAUGACAUUGUUCCACGGAUAUCACUCACCCCGCUUUCAUCCAUUCAGCAACAACUGCAGCUGAUUCUCAAUUUCUUCAAUUCAAAAUCCCUUCUAGAACCUGUACAUGAAGCUGUGAAUUUUUAUGUAACUGUGAUGAGAAAUGUAUCUUCUGUAGCAAGCCAUGCUGCCUGUAAGAUCAUGGGAAGCACUAAUCUAUUGUUGGAGACUCUAUCAAGUUUCAUGGGGUUAAGUCCUUAUAGACCCUUUGGAACCUAUGUCUUCUGCACAGGAAAUGGGAAACUUGUUGUCAUAAGGAACCCAGAUGCUGUUCUGCAACUAUUAUUCUAUACCUCUCAGUUGAAUUCUGAAGCAGAACUUUCAGUAGUUGCCCAGAGUAGCCUAAAAGAUCACUUGAACUACAAAGAUGAACUGGAAGAAAGCUUACAAAUGCAGACGGUUACCUGUUUAGAAAACCAUCAUCUAGAAGCACUUCCAUUAUCAUCAGAUGAUAUGACUGCAGAGAGUAACUUGGCCUUGAAUGACUUAGGCCUGAGCGCUAGAGCUAGAUUAUGCCUUCGUGCUACUGGAGAGCUGGAGAAGCAAAAAAGCAAUAAUCAGAGAGCAAUUGACAAAAAGAUGGCAGAUAUUGAGCAUGGAGUAGCAAAUCUCCAAGGAUACAAGAAGAGGUGCCAACAUAAAGUAGGAUAUUACGAUGCUUUCAAACUUUCAGAAGACAGAGAAGAGUUUGAUGCUAAUGUAGAGAGGCUUAAGCUGGCAGGAAUAUGGGAUGAGAUUAUCGAAAUGCUGAAAAGGUAUGAACUUCCUGAUGAAUUUGAGGGCAGGAAGGCAUGGAUUGAUGUUGGGACCAAGUACCGGCGCAUAGUUGAACCCUUAGAUAUUGCCAACUACUAUCGACACCUAAAGAAUGAAGAUACAGGACCCUACAUGGAAAGGGGCAGACCAAAAAGGUACAAAUGCACCCAAAGAUGGCGUGAGCAUGCAGAGAGAAUGUCAAAUGAAUCUCUGGAAUCAUGUUUUUGGGCUGAGGUCGAGGAGCUUUGCAUGAAAGCCGGAAGUCUAGGCAUCAGAGAAAACGUUUUGCGCCUGAAGAGUCAAGUUGAAGAGUGGAUUCGAGAUGGGGUUCAAGACCAAGAUGUGUUCUUGAAAGGUUCAACCUUCGACAAGUUGUUGAAAGAGCACUUUUUAACCAACUUAGGUCAACCUCCUGCAUUUCAGGGCUCAUGGAGUUGAUCAUGUAGAGGACUUUUGGUGUGCAAUAAAGAUGAUGUAAUAUGGUAGCCUUGUAGUCAUGGUAUAUUGUACCCUUUUUCCACUAUUGUAAUGCAAAAUAUAUUUCCAUUUUAUCA